GUAAGGUACCUGCGAAAAGGUACCAGGGUGACAGCAGCACCGGUUGCACCCCAAUGACAGCAUCGCGGUCCGCCGAAACCACGGAUUCCUAACGACACAUGUUCGACGACGCGACUCGCCGAGAAAUUGCUCUGUGCCUAUCACCGCCACCACGAGCACCACUACAGCCCUACCAUUCUACUUCCCUCUUUUGCUUUCAUCGCCAACUUGCUGCCUGUUGUCUCAUUGAAGCCACCUUUGUUUUUACAGUGUUAUCCUUUUUUCCCUCUUUUCUCCCUGCAGAGGGUUUGACUUCGUGGCUUCCUCCAUCCAUUCUUAGGCCAAGAUUCCGCAUUCCCUUCGCUAGCACGAUUAUCGCAUUCAAACGGAGAUACAGCCGAUCAACCAGCAUACAAGCCCUCUCGAUCGCGAGUUUUCAUCCAAAGUCCUGCAAGCCAACCCACAUGGCUCUGACUUCCGGCCCUGCCUUUGCUCGAUAAUUACCUCGCCCUUUCCUCGCCGAGACGGUCCCUCAUCCCUGGCGGCCCCAAAGCCACGAUGCCUCGCUCUCGACCCCCCACGACGGGCUACGAGCGCCUAGCUCAAGCCGAUGCCCUCUCCUCCGACUCCGAAGACGACGACCCUCUCACCCAGUCGUAUGCCUCCCUCCAGCCGGCCUCGGCCCCUCGCUUCGCACCCAUCACGCAACCGCGGCCCCGUUCGGGCAUGACCACCCCCAAACCAGCGAUAGCCGGCCCUUCCAGACCUAAGAAUCGCCGUCGCGGCGGCAGCAACUCUGGUGUAGACAUAAAGGCUAUCAAUGCUCGAUUAGAACGAUGGGCCGAUGAGAUCGCCAGCCGAUUCAAGCGCACAAAGGGGCGCGGCAAGACGGGGGAUGAUGAGCAUUUAGAGAUCCAUCAUUCAGUAUUCCAAGCUCCCGAGGGCGUCCGACCCAUUACCCCUGAAGGCCUGGCUGCCCCGCAAGAUGUCAUGUCAAAGUCGCAGUUCGAACAGAUCGUGGGCAGCGUCAGGCAGGCCAUUCUUCAGGGCACGCAUCCUCGAAUGAUCGCACAGGGAAGUUCCGGCAGCUACUUUGCCCGGAAUACGGAGGGCAAGGUCGUGGGUGUCUUCAAGCCCAAGGACGAGGAGCCGUACGCGGCUGGCAAUCCCAAGUGGAACAAAUGGAUCCAUCGGAACCUGUUUCCUUGUUGCUUUGGGCGAGCAUGUCUGAUCCCCAACCUUUCAUACGUCAGCGAAGCGGCAGCAUACACUUUGGACUGCCAACUGCGCACCCACAUGGUGCCUUACACGGAUGUCGUCUGGUUAUCCUCAAAAUCCUUCCACUACCCGUUCUGGGACCGUCGCAGUUUCUACAGAAAACAAAAGCCAUUUCCAGAAAAACCCGGGAGCUUUCAGGUCUUCCUGAAAGGCUUCAAAGACGCCAAUGUGUUCCUCAGAGAACACCCAUGGCCUGACCAGUACUGGUCCGGCUUCAGAACCAACGAUCCACAUCGCAAGCGUAGGAGAAGGUGGGCAGACAACUGCCGGCCGAGCAGUGCGGCAGCCUUGGAUGACAUUGAGAGCGACGAUGAAGGCAGCCGGGAACGGCUACCUCCAGGUCCCGACAACUUUGUGUGGACGGAAGGCUUGAAGCAGUCCUUCCGUGAGGAGCUCGAGAAACUGGUCAUUCUGGACUACAUGAUGCGCAACACUGACCGCGGCCUGGAUAACUGGAUGAUCAAAGUGGACUGGAGCACGCAGCAAGUGUCGAUCGUGUCAGAGCCGCUUCAAAUGAACACAGAAACCGCUUCGUCGGAAGAGAGCGGGCCUCGCCCGGUGGAUUUGAAUCAGCGACCAGCAGCAGAAAGCCGCUCCUCAUACCCCUACAGGACGCAGCAGCCGAUGAAGGCAUCCAGUCCCAAUCCAAGCGCAAAAGAUCCCAAGAUAACGAUUGGCGCUAUCGACAACUCACUCUCCUGGCCCUGGAAACAUCCCGAUGCAUGGCGAAGCUUCCCCUUUGGCUGGCUGUUCCUUCCUGUCGAUCUGAUUGGACGGCCGUUCUCGCAGAAGACGCGAGAUCACUUCCUCCCCCUCCUGACCUCAACGCACUGGUGGAGCCAAACACAGUUGGCGUUGCGAAAAGUGUUUCAACUGGAUCCCGACUUUCAGGAAAAGAUGUUUGCUCGGCAGAUCGCAGUCAUGAAGGGCCAGGCAUGGAACGUGGUAGAGACGCUCAAGACACCGGACCACGGUCCUUUGGAACUCACACGGCGCGCCAAGGUCUGCGUUUGGGACGAUCUUGUCGACGUGCCAGUUGCAGUGCCCAUGCGGGUCACGUCCGCCGAGAUGAUGCGCGAGGCAGAGCUCCGACGCUCCAUUGACGAGGGCGACAUUGGCCAGGCCAACACGUCUGCUGCACCUACCCACCGCGUGGACGAGGACCUGCUAGGCUUCGCUAGUCCCCCGGCCGACAUGCCUCAUCCGGGCAGGUUUGAGCUUGCUCUCAGCCCGACGGGUGAAGGAGCCCAAUCACCGGACGAGAUGUCCAUGAGCGGUUCGGGAAUACUGGCCUCGUCUGCACCGCUAGGUAAUAAGGACGCGGCGUCGCAACGGCCCAGGUUCUCGGGACAACCGCACCGAGAGAGCUACCACGGCACGCGCGCCCUCAACAUGUAUUCUCCCGCUCGUCAGCAGUCCCAGCAGCAGCAGCAGCAGCAAAGGCGAUACUCUUUCGCAACAGCAGCUGGGCGGCGCAACAGCGGCAGCAUCGCGCAGCACCUGUAUGGCUCGCGCCGGAGCAUGGAAGAGUAUGACGAAGAAGACGACGUCGAGGAGGGCGACCUGGGCUAUGCGGCCGCCGAGGGCAUGGAGGGCAACCAACGCAAGGUUAUUGUGGAGAGGCUGGAGCCGGUGAAAGCCAGGAACCCGGUUUUCACCUGCUGGUGAUCCACCCAUCCACUCGGGGGGGCUGCAUCGAGCAAAACAUUACGGGGGGGGCGGCACGGAGUUGGAGAGGAGUUGGAGCUGGGUUAUCGGUUGGUGGGGUCCCUUUUUUUCUCUUGCUCCGCCUGCGGUUGUCCCAUGCUAGGGAAGGGGUCCCGGGGUGGAGAGAGAGGAGGAGAAGGAGGAGGAGUCGAGAAAGCGGUGUUAUGCCCCCCUCUCUCUCUCUUCCUCCUUCUUUUUUUGCUUUAUUCCCACUUGCUUGCUUUGGGGCGGUUAUUACCACCGAGUACGAAAUAAGGGGAACCAGGGGAGGGGGUUUGUUGGGUUCAAAUUUCGGAUCGUGUGUCAAGAAUAGUUGACUAACCCCUCCUCCUCCUUCUCUUCCUUCCCCCGAUCCCACCCUUCAGCGCGUCAGCACAGAAGAGAAGAGAAGAGAAAUCAUGAUACACAUGGCAUUUGGUGGCGUUUCUUGUGCAUUCGUCCCUUGACGUAGCGUGGCUGGGCACAUAAGAGAGAGAGGGAAAAAGAGAGACCUUUGGUCGCAGGGACAGACAACACGAAACCGGACGGCGGACAACAGCCAGAGACAUGAUGAGGGAGACAUAUGAUGACAACACGACACACUACAUAGUAUCACACAACCACGCGAGGGGAGACGUGGGCCCCCAACAGGCCGCAGAGUCAGACCCAUGGUCAGAAGAGGAGACAGGACUCUCAAAGGACAUCGUGAGAUGAACAAGGGUUGAAGGGAUAAGCGCAGAUGUGAGAAGAAGACGAAGGAAAAGCAAAGAAUAGGGGAGGCUAGUAAUGGGCCGUAAAGUGAGGGGGGAGAGAGAGAGUUGCAUCCGUACCUACAUUUGCUAUUACUGUUGGUCCUGUUUUCCUUUUUGCGGGAGGUUGGAAAGAGGGUUAAGGAAAGAAAAAAUAACAGGGCGCGCAUGCAAAUGACCUUUUUCGGCAACUAGGAAAAAAAGUCCCUUUUUUUUUCCUGGGUUGAAUCAGGCAAGGAUUUCCAACUUGGCCUUGUCACCUUAGACCUACAUAUCUGUACCUUUUCGCGCGCCCAUCCGGUUCAGGGGAUGGGAGAGGGGGGCUUAUGCACCAAGCGGCGUAUUCUCGUAAUUCCAAACAUGGUACCAAAGAAAGAAGGGAGAAAGAAGCAAAAAUACAGAGAGGACUUACCCAAAGAAAGCCCAGGUCUUCACAGCACGGACAAAGGCCGCGAGACACCUUGUAAUGACACAUUUUGCAGGACGAGGACGAAAAGAGAUAAUGCAUUGUGCCACCAGGAUAGAAAGUGACUGCUCAAGUCACACAGCAGGAGGCCUAGUUAGACCGUUGGGACGAUGACGGUCCGUUCUCGACGAGUUGCGCCGGUUGUCUUUUGCUGUCAAUGCUCUUCGAAGCUUGCCAAAGGUAGAUAUUCGAAUCCUCUGGAGAUUGUCAUCCAUCGGUCAUCAGCCGUGAUCUCAAGUCGCGUUUCACGGAGAGCGAAGAUGGCGGUAGCGGCGCGGCCGCUUCCCUUCGUCAUUGCUGGCCUGGCGGGCUGUACUCCGUACACAAUACACGGUAGGUAUGUGUGUGCGUGCGUGUGAAUGGGCGUGAGUGUGCCAGGGUACCGCCCAACCCGUGAUCUGUGCGCGCAAGAAUAAUAUUAUAGGAGGGGUGGGCGUCGGUAUUACGUCCAAAUUCCGCAUCGUCGGUAGAUGGCAGAAGAGAUGAAAGAGGAAAAGUCGAUUCAUGUGCCCAUGGCCGCAGUAAAGCCGCAGUCGCAGCCGCAGCCGCAGCCGCACCUUUCAUCUCCUUUCUACGAAUACCCGGAAAAGAGAGCGCGAGAGGUAGGACUCGCCGGCUCGCAGGACCGGCACCGCGCGCUCCAUGCCUUUUCAGAAAGUCAGCUCGCAACACCAUGGUCUU
Molecule: messenger RNA, 4839 nt
Organism: Colletotrichum scovillei
Lineage: Eukaryota; Fungi; Ascomycota; Sordariomycetes; Glomerellales; Glomerellaceae
Product: phosphatidylinositol 3
Exons: 3
Coding region: 538-2925 (795 amino acids)
Biological process (GO): endosome organization; Golgi organization; phosphatidylinositol phosphate biosynthetic process
Cellular component (GO): fungal-type vacuole membrane; lysosomal membrane; endosome
Molecular function (GO): 1-phosphatidylinositol 4-kinase activity
Source: RefSeq, a predicted model, not a curated record